Molecule: messenger RNA, 552 nt
Organism: Acanthosepion pharaonis
Lineage: Eukaryota; Metazoa; Mollusca; Cephalopoda; Sepiida; Sepiidae
Source: the annotation of a GenBank genome assembly
AUGUGCGCGACACUCCGAAAUGAUAGCUGUGGUAUUUGCGGUGGAAAUGGCUCCAGUUGCAACCGUUUAGAUUCCUUUUGGCCUCGAAUUAUACCAUCUUCAACCACAAAGAUCGAUGUUUUUGGCGCCGGAUUUAACCCGAUUAUAUCAGUGCUCCUGCUGAAAAAUGGCUCCCAAAUCAAUGACACUGUUUGGAAAAUAAAAAACUCGACUUUCCUUCAAAUGACGGUCACGCUGGAACCGGGACUGUAUAAAUUAAGGGUGAAUUUUAAUUCAACUUUCUCCAAAGAUUCCAUGGCUAAUUUGACGGUCUACAAUAAAACAAGUAAGUAUUCAUGCCAUUGUUUGAUAACUUUGAUUGUAUCAUUCUUCUUCUUCUUCUUCAUCUUCUUCUUCUUCUCCUCCUCCUCCUCCUGUUUCUUCUUCUUCUUCUUCUUCCUCCUCCUCCUUCUUCUUCUUCUUCUUCCUCCUUCUCCUCCUCCUCUUUCUUCUUCUUCUUCUUCUUCUUCUUCUUCUUCUUCUUCUUCUUCUAUGUGCCGUAUCCCUUCAUGA